CAAGGUUUGAAAUGGAAUUGCAUUGGAAACUUUAAAACUGGAGGCUACGAUGACAUUACAUUCAGCAUUCAGUGUUUCUACUAUUUUUUUCUUGGUGAUAACUGACUCAAAUCUGCUGACUUUUCGCCACACUUGGCACAGUCAGUAUGGAAACGCAGUGGUCAGUGGGCAUCUAUGGCUUUAUUUAAUUACAUUAUCAUGACUGAUAUGUUGAUUGUUAGUACAAUAGUUCACUGGUUAGGGCAUUUGCUUCUGAGUUCUGGGAUGCAGGUUUCGAACUUUGGUUCUGUGAAGUUUGCAUGUUCUCCCCGUGCUUGUGUGAGUUUUCUCCAGGUAGGCAGGCUUCUGCUCACAUUUCCAAAACAUGCGUGCUUGGUUCAUUGUACACUCUUAAACUCUUGAUAGGUGUGAAUGUGUGUGUGGAUGGUUGUUUGUGUGUUAUAUUCUUCGCAUUUAGUGAUGGAUGUUGGCUAGAAAAAUUGGAGUGCUGGGUCUUUUCACUUAUGUUGGGCAGCGACGUAGCUUUAGGAUGUGUGGGUGGUUUCCAAAUUAUCACUCAAUAAAUAAAAAUGACUGAAAAUAAAAUAAUGUCAUUAACCAAGCUGCUUAUCCUCACAAGGGUUGCGGGAAAGCUGGAGCCUAUCCCAGCUAGCUUCGAGCGAAAUGCAGACUACACCCUGAACUGGUCGCCAUUCAGUCACAGGGCAUAUAGACACCAUCACUGAGCGGGAAUUGAUCCCACCCUGCCUGUGCCAAAGGCAGGCAUGUGUACCACUACACCAUCAGCGACUCCAAACAAUAAUAUCUUGAAAAGUAUAUGAAUACACACUUAAAUUAGUAUCGCGCAUUCACGGUAUUGAAAACAUAUGUCCCAAAAACCAUAUACAAUAAUACUGUAAUGCCAUUGAAUGUGGUCAAGGAUGAUGGCCACUGAUGCCUUUCAGUAGCUUUAUCGGCCAUUCAAGAGCUGCUGUUAGCCACUACUCACGUCAAGGAUUUCCUCACACAGACUCUCCAAGUUCCCUCCAAAUGGAGCUAAGUAGAGUUUACUUAGAAAAAUUUAUGGAACUCAGAGUGGUACCUCAGAUAAACCAAUCACAAUUAUUGCUCACCUUUAUAAUGUAGCUUGUUAAGUAUACCGGCUGUAAAUCUAGAUACAUAGAGUACACUUAUUCUACCACUUAUUUUACGCAAUUUAUUAAGCAUAUUGUCAAGCGUGGAUCAGUAGAAUGUACUUAUUAUACACUAAUUUAGCAGCGUUAAUUACUUAUCACUGAAAAGUAUUUUAAAUAAAUACUUUGUAGUAUUUCACGGUAACGUGUGAAGUAAAUAACUGUAGAAUCUACUGCAGGGGUGUCAAACUCAAAUUUACUGUGGGCCAAAAUUUUAAAUAGAUCAAAGCCGCGGGCCAAAGGUUGAACAAAUGAACCUUUUAAUAUGGAACCAAACAAGUUUUGAUCUAACAAUGAAUAUUGAAAAAUCAAGACUUGUAUAACUUAAAAGUACAGGGGUGCAAAAUUGAGUUGCUAAUAAUACUACUAAUAAUAACAGUAGUAAUAAUAAUAAUAAUAAAAAACACAUCAAUCACAUAUUAAAUACAAUUUAAAUAAAAAUUGAAUCCCUCCUUUCUGUUUGCAGCCUUCUGAGAUAAAUGUCAAAAUUAGCUUCUUACACAGGCUAAUAAAUUUAAAAAUAAAAAAAUAUGACUAAAUCAACCAUUCAGGCCUUAAUUUGAAAUUGCCUCACGGGCCAAAUAUAAUUACACUGUGGUCCAAAUUUGGCUCACGGGCCAGAGUUUGACACCUAUGUUCUACGGGAAUGAAAUCAGGUGUCGGCAAUUGAUGCUACUCUUUCAAAAUUGGCUUAAACGAGAUUUUUGGCGGGCCUGUGUAUGGGUGGGGCCGGGGUCCAAUGUACCUUCAUUAUUUAAGAUCCAAUUACAAAAAGAUGAGCAAUGGAAAAAGUACAAUUUACCCAUGUCUUAAAAGGAAUAUUGAUAAAUUAGUAAGCAAAAUGGGUUGGUUUGAUUAAAAAACAUUGAUUGGACAUAAAACACAAUUUAAAAGAGAAUGCAAAUGUAAAAGUUCACUUCAAACAGAAUGAACAAAAUAGCUACAUUUAAAUUAUAUGUACUCAUCUUUUUGGGUUCAUUACAAAUCUUGGUUUAGUGUUGAGCCAAUAUUGUCGCAUCAAUAUCCCCUUCCUUUUUCUUCUGAAAUAUUCCUUCCUUUGUUUGCAUUUUCAUAUUUUGGUCAUGUCACAACCGCCAAUCGACAGGGCCAGACUCUGCGCUCAAAUAUUUCAAUACAAUAUAGUAUUCUAGUAAUUAUUGUAUUAACCUUUAUUCACUUAAAUUUGCUGGAUUUAAGAGAUUAAAACACUGAACAUGGAGAAGGGUGCACGGGUGAAGGCGCAGAUUACUUGCUGUGUCCCAGGCGCUACGCCAACCACUGACUCGGCAGCAUAGUAUACGAGUGUACGACACUGCGGCACUGAGCUGAAGCGAGUGAGGGAGGGAUGAAGAGAGGGUGACAGAGAGAGGGAGAGAGAGAGAGAGAAAGAGAAAGAGAGGGAGCACCUCCUCCAGACAGCAGUGAGACCUUCUGUAUACUCCCCUCCCCGGACAUGUGGUGCAUCUAGCAGUAGCAUCGGCGGCUGGGGAAGCGAGAGCACAGUCUGCCCGUCACUAGGGCUCCUUCAAAAUACAGCAGCUCUGUGUUUUUUAGACUUUUUUUUUUUUAUAUUAUAUAUGUAUAUCAUAUUUGACGUCAUUUUGUGAUGAGCUUGCUGGGUGCAUAUAAAAAAAAGAGCAAUUACGAUGGCUAUGAGUCUUUGCAGUUGGUCGAUAGCAGCAGAGAUAGCUACAAGACCGGCGGAGGAGGCGGAGGCAGCAGAAUCGGAGGCCCGGUAGCAGCUCUCCACGGACCCAAAGCCGGCUCGGGGAGAGAGGAAAACUACAGCACCAUGGACAGCUCAGAUAUGGAUGCCAACUACGGUGGGGGCCUGUUGGAUAUGGUGAAGGGCGGAGCUGGAAAGUUCUUCAGUAACUUCAAAGACAAUCUCAAGGACACACUAAAAGACACAUCCACCAAGGUCAUGCAUCAAGUUGCCACGUACACUAAAGGAGAGCUGGACAUUGCCUACAUCACUUCACGAAUCAUAGUGAUGACCUACCCAGCCGAGUCUGUUCAGAUUGGGUCCCAGAACCAUGUGGAGGACAUCCGAUCGUUCCUUGACAGUCGCCACGCUGACCACUAUACUGUCUUCAACCUGUCACAGCGCAGCUACCGUGGAGCCAAAUUUUCCAACAGGGUUUCCGAGUGUAAUUGGCCUGCUCGCCAGGCUCCCAGCCUCCACAACCUCUUCGCUGUGUGUAAGAACAUGCACAACUGGCUCAAACAGAAUCCCAGGAAUGUGUGUGUCAUCACCUGCUCGGAUGGGCGUGGACCUUCAGGUGUCUUGGUUUGUGCCAUGUUUUGCUUCUGCCACCUCUUCAACAAUCCCGUUCCUGCCAUGCAACUCCUCAGCGCCAAGAGACCAGGCUCGGGCCUUUGGCCUUCGCACCGCAGGUACAUCGGAUAUGUCUGCAGCAUGGUGUCAGAGAAGCCCAGUCUACCCCACACAAAGCCCCUGACCAUCAAGGCUCUCACCAUGAGUCCGGUUCCCUGCUUCAACAAGCAACGGAGCGGCUGUCGGCCUUUCUGUGACGUCCUCAUUGGAGAGACCAAAAUCUUCACCACGUCACAGGAGUAUGAGAGAAUGAGAGAGCACAGAGUUCAAGAGGGGAAAGUUGUUUUUCCUCUGGGUGCCAGCGUACAAGGAGACGUCGUAAUUUCUGUCUAUCACAUGAGGUCCACCAUCGGAGGACGUCUGCAAGCCAAGGUGUCCAACACGCAAAUUUUCCAGAUCCAGUUUCACACUGGCUUCAUUUCUCCCGGAACCACUACAUUAAAAUUUAACAAACCGGAGCUGGAUGCCUGCGACUCUCCAGACAAGUACCCCCAGCUGUUCCACGUGAUGGUGGAUGUAGAGGUGGAGGGGUUGGAUAAGCAGAAAGACCUCACGCCGCCUUGGGAGCAGUUCCCAUCGAAAGACCUGAGUCCCAAUGUGCUUUUCACUUGCCACCAGGAACAUCAGGACGCACUCGCCAUUGCUGAGCCGAGCAGGCCGACUGGAGGCCCCGACGUCCGAGGCCACGGCGAGGAGAGUGAGCCCUCUGACGACGAGAUGCUCUCUCUCUCUAGCCAGCGAAGCAGCACCAGCACAGCCCCCUACAAACGGGAUCAGCCUUCUCCGACGCCCGUGGCGCCCGACCCGUCUGGGGAAGUAGAUCUUCUCGGCCUGGAUGAAGACGAGAUCAAGCGACCGCCUGCCGUGUCCCUGCCUCCAUCUACUGCCGCUGCAGGAACGGACCUCCUGGGCGACUUGUUUGGGGCUCCACCCCAGCCCGCCAGCGGGCCAUCAUCCACCCACUCCACUCCACAUAAAACAAUAACAAGCUCUGCAUCGCCAUGUCCUUCGCCUUGCCCACCAGUGUUUGACCCGUUUGGAGCCAGUCCCAAGCAGAAGCCUCAGGAGAUGAUGGGUUCCUUCCUCGGACCAGGUAACACGAGGCAUCUUGAUCACUUCUUGCAUGGCGCUCGCUCUCCAUCCCCCACACUUCAGCCUACAAGCUUCGGUCGGAGUUCCCCUGUCCCGCACGCUACCCCAACUGUCAACAUUCAGCAGCAAAACAUCAUGGGAGGCUGGGAAUGGAACAGGACGGCCACCACAAGCUCAGGAGGAGGCUUGGGAAUGGGCAGUCGAUCAGCCACCACCAGCCCCACGGGAUCCGUCAACAGCACACCCACCCACCAAAGCAAGCCAAACACCCUGGACCCCUUUGCUGACAUAGGUAACCUCGGAGGAGGUUCUGGAUUCUCCAGCAAGCCCACCACGCCAACAGGAACAACCCCUUCCUUCCCUUCCAUGGGCUCCCCGUCGCGGCCUCCUCCGUCUCCCCAGCAUGCAGGAGGGUGGCAGCCCCACUCGGGAGCCAGCUUCCCGUCUUGGCAGCCUAACACUGGCGGCGGAGGCUGGCAACCACAAGCACAAGGACCGUCCCCGCAGCCGAAGCCGAGCCCCAGUCAUACCUCCGUGCCGCACACGUCUCCUCAGAACCGACCCAACUACAAUGUUAGUUUCUCUGCAGUUAGGGGUGGAUCACCCGGUGCUGGCGGCAAAGCACAGACAGCGAUGGGCUCUAAGCCCAAGGCUUCCAAUGCCAACUUUGAUGACCUCCUGUCCGGUCAAGGCUUUGCAGGGGCCAAAGAGAAGAAAGGACCCAGGACCAUAGCAGAAAUGAGGAAAGAAGAAAUGGCCAAAGAAAUGGACCCAGAGAAAAUAAAGAUUCUAGAAUGGAUUGAGGGCAAGGAGCGCAACAUCCGAGCCCUGCUGUCCACGAUGCAUACCGUGUUGUGGGAAGGAGAAACACGCUGGAAACCAGUUGGAAUGGCGGACCUGGUGACUCCAGAGCAGGUCAAAAAGGUUUACCGCAAAGCCGUCCUGGUCGUCCACCCGGAUAAGGCUACAGGGCAACCCUACGAACAAUACGCCAAGAUGAUUUUCAUGGAACUAAACGACGCCUGGUCCGAAUUUGAAAGCCAAGGACAAAAACCUCUCUACUGAAAAUGGAGUGCAAGGGAAACGGGAUGAGAGGAUCUCGGGCUUGUAACAAAGAAAAAAAAAAACAAGGAGCAAGAUUCAUAAAGCCAUCCCGGCUUUCCACCCAAUGGAUUUAAGAGAUUCUCUUUCAAAUACAGAACCCAGACUCCCCGGCUCCUCAGAAGAGCAGCUGUACUGUUAAGCCUCCUACUGUAUGUCCUUUUGUGCAACUUUCCACUCUUUCCGCUCUUUGCUCUGAACUAACUCGGCAAUCAAAGCAGACGCAGCGGAUUGUUUGUGGGGGAACAUUUACAUUGAAGACAUCAAACUAGAAUUGACUCAGAAGAUAAGAGGAAAAACACAUCAGUGAGUGGACAGUGAACAGGUGAGAGAUCGCGCAAGUGCGUGUGUGUGUACCCUUCUUAGGUGGUUUUGGAGGAACACUUUUAAGUAUAAUUGUACAGAAAUUAAUAAUAUAACAUUAGAAUAAAAAUUGUCAAGAAAGUCUCGAAUACUCCACCUGAAACACGCUGAUAUCAUUUUUUGCCAGUUGAAGUCAAGCCUUGUCUGUAAUUUAGGAUUAGUACAUGGACUGUUGGAAACACGAAGCACCUUGAAGUCUCAUGCAUUGUCACACUCCAACUAAUUGUUAAUUAAUAAUUAGCCAAUUUUCAGCGGUAGCUAUCAAGGGGUCUGUACGAAGCACAAGUGUACAUCCGCAGCUCUGAAGGAAGCCAAUUGUUAUUUAUCUUUCCCGUUUUGUUCAUCAUCAUGGCUGCUCACCGGGGCGCCUUCAUUCCAAAGUUUUAAAUAAAUUGCGCUCGUUUUUUGCUCCUGUAUUUCAUGAAAGAUGUAAAUGUUUGAGCCCGUAUCUCGGCAAUAGAAAGUCAAACUGGAAGUGAGUGGUCGGACACAAAUGUAAUUCUGUCUGUACUUCAGUACAGACAUCACGCGAUUUAAUGCAUCAAAAUGUUUUUUUUUUUUUUUUUUUUUUUGGCAAUGGUUUAUGGUCUUGACAAUUAGAAAUAAUUCACUAAACCAGUACGUGAUGAUCCUUUAUUUAAUGUAUCCAUAAGUCAGCCGGUACUGUAACAACGUAUUGAAAUGUAUUACUUGAUGCCAUAAGUUUACUUUUGUAUAACAAUUUCUAUCACUGCACUGACACUUUUCUUUUAAUAAUGCUUAUGGAUUUUGUGAGGAACGGCAUUGCGUAAUAUCAAAGAAAAGUUCUGUACACCAUCUGAUUUUAAUGUGUAAAAAUUGUCCUUACUUUAUACUGACUUGUAAUGCUCAUCAUGGUCUUUGAGGAACAUUUACAGUACAUGCAAAAAGAUGAUGUCGUCAUUUUUCUGUCAUUAGGUGGAAUUGUUUGUUUUCAGGACUCUCAACUACAUUUUGGAUAGUGAGUGAAAACUGCUGCGAGGAUAAAGAUGCUUUAACCGAUGUCUGGGAUCCAAAAUGAUUCGAAUCCUGUUGCCGGUGGGAACAGAGACACUGGAAAACAGGCGUGAAAGUGCAGGCACAGAAAUUCAACUGUACGUGAAAUAACUCAGUCUCAUAAGCUCCCCUGCUGACAGAAUUAUCUAUGUACAUUCUUACGAGUCGGCAAAAAACUAUAACAUCUAUGUUGUACUCAGUGGAUGUGUGUUGUUUAAAAUGUGGUACGUAUGGAAGUGAUUUGGACUAUUUUAUGUUAUGUGUUUGCCUGUCUGCUGUUGAAGCAUUACUAAACUGAGUAAAGUACUAUUUUAAGUGUUUAUUUUAUUUUUUCUUGUACUGUCACACAAUCGACCAAUAAACCUGAUAUUAAUUAAAUUAAUAGUAAAGUGAAGAAGGUGGAAGACAGCUACUCAGCAGGCCUAAAAUAUGCUUAUGCAAAUGUACAAUCUUUUACCAUGAAAAUAUAAUACAUAAACAUUUGUCAUUGUUUCAAAGGUGCACAAAAAUAGUUUGUU
Messenger RNA from Syngnathoides biaculeatus (alligator pipefish), 7598 nucleotides. RefSeq names its product DnaJ (Hsp40) homolog, subfamily C, member 6 (gene dnajc6). NCBI's taxonomy places the organism in Eukaryota, Metazoa, Chordata, Actinopteri, Syngnathiformes, Syngnathidae. The transcript has 18 exons. Gene Ontology annotation, molecular function: phosphatidylinositol-3,4,5-trisphosphate 3-phosphatase activity; protein tyrosine phosphatase activity; clathrin binding. The record is from RefSeq and is a predicted model, not a curated record. Bases 2779 to 5667 code for a protein of 962 amino acids. Gene Ontology annotation, cellular component: vesicle; postsynaptic density; cytoplasm. Gene Ontology annotation, biological process: clathrin-dependent endocytosis; synaptic vesicle uncoating; protein dephosphorylation.